This is a messenger RNA of Arabidopsis thaliana (thale cress), 2407 nucleotides long. RefSeq names its product Tetratricopeptide repeat (TPR)-like superfamily protein. Lineage: Eukaryota; Viridiplantae; Streptophyta; Magnoliopsida; Brassicales; Brassicaceae. Bases 631 to 2235 code for a protein of 534 amino acids. Gene Ontology annotation, cellular component: mitochondrion. The transcript has 3 exons. The record is from RefSeq and is marked reviewed.
GAAAUCACAAAAGCAUCAUAAGAAGAAGAAGAAACUACAAUAGUUAAUCAAUCAAAGAGAAGUAAGAGAAAUGGCAGAUUCUAACUGUGGAUGUGGCUCCUCCUGCAAAUGUGGUGACUCUUGCAGUUGCGAGAAGAACUACAACAAGGAGUGCGACAACUGUAGCUGUGGAUCAAACUGCAGCUGUGGGUCAAACUGUAACUGUUGAUGAAAUUAUUAUGGUCUAAAAUCAUAUAUAUGGCAGAAAAAUUGGGGAAAAUAUGUGUUUUAUGCUAAGAGAUGUGUGUGUGUUGUUGGAAUAAAGACGUGACCGUUGUGUUGCGUAUCAACUCUCUUAAGCUUUGACUUUUCCCAGCUUUGUAUUUUCCUAUGUAUGGUAAUGGUGUGAUUGUGUAAUGUUUUCAUAUGUAACGUAAAAAAAAUAUUUAUGUGACAUUGACUUUUGUGACUACUAAGAUUUGUAUAUGUCUCCUCCGUUUUUUAUUUAGGAUUUAAGUUCAAUCAGCUAAAUUAAUCAUAAACAAUUUAAGUAAAUAUUCAUAUGAGAAGAAGUCAACCAUAUUCUUAUCGGGCCUUAUAUGUUAAUGUUAAAAGGUUACGGGCCAGUAAGGUCCCAAAAAAGAAGAAGAGAUGAGAUCCAUUAUUGCUCUCAUGAGGCAACGAGAAUAUUUCGUUCAGGCAAUUCGUCGAACAACUUGCGUGGCCUCACCUGCGUUGAAUCAAACUAACUUCCAAGCUUCGAGCUUUCUCACUACCCUAAUAUCUUCGAAGAAAUCUCCGGAAGAGACAUGUAUCGGAUCGGAGGAAGAAGAAGAGGAGCCCAACAAGUGUUUGUCUUUGAGAAUCGAGAAGCUUCCGAAGGGCGUAACUGUUGGGUCUGCUUUACAGAGCUGGAUGGGUGAUGGGUUUCCAGUUCAUGGUGGAGAUGUUUAUCACGCCAUUAAUCGAUUGAGGAAACUCGGACGAAACAAACGUGCCCUUGAGUUGAUGGAGUGGAUAAUCAGGGAAAGACCUUACCGUCUUGGUGAGCUAGAGUACUCUUACUUGCUCGAAUUUACAGUCAAACUUCAUGGCGUCUCGCAAGGAGAAAAGCUAUUUACCCGUGUCCCUCAAGAGUUUCAGAACGAGCUUCUUUACAACAACCUUGUGAUUGCUUGUUUAGACCAAGGUGUCAUAAGGCUUGCGCUAGAGUAUAUGAAGAAGAUGAGAGAACUCGGUUACCGUACUUCCCAUUUGGUCUACAACCGUCUUAUAAUUCGCAACUCUGCUCCCGGACGAAGAAAGCUAAUAGCAAAAGACCUUGCGCUCAUGAAAGCUGACAAGGCGACUCCUCAUGUCUCAACGUAUCAUAUCUUGAUGAAGCUUGAGGCUAAUGAACAUAACAUCGAUGGGGUGCUGAAGGCUUUUGAUGGUAUGAAGAAAGCGGGAGUUGAGCCAAAUGAGGUGUCUUACUGUAUAUUGGCUAUGGCACAUGCUGUUGCGAGAUUGUAUACAGUUGCAGAAGCCUAUACCGAGGAAAUAGAAAAAUCUAUCACAGGGGAUAAUUGGUCGACCUUGGAUAUAUUGAUGAUUCUAUAUGGGCGUUUAGGGAAAGAAAAAGAGCUAGCGAGAACGUGGAAUGUCAUAAGAGGGUUUCAUCAUGUUAGAUCCAAGAGUUACUUACUGGCAACCGAAGCGUUUGCUCGAGUAGGGAACCUUGAUAGAGCGGAAGAGCUCUGGUUAGAGAUGAAAAACGUAAAAGGACUUAAAGAAACUGAGCAAUUCAACUCUCUGCUCUCGGUAUACUGCAAGGACGGUUUGAUAGAGAAGGCAAUUGGUGUAUUCCGCGAGAUGACAGGAAACGGGUUUAAGCCUAAUUCCAUAACGUAUAGACAUCUUGCUCUUGGAUGUGCUAAAGCCAAACUGAUGAAGGAAGCUCUCAAAAACAUUGAGAUGGGUUUGAAUCUAAAGACGAGCAAAAGCAUAGGAAGCUCAACGCCGUGGCUGGAGACGACUCUAUCGAUCAUAGAGUGUUUUGCAGAGAAAGGUGAUGUAGAGAACUCAGAGAAACUGUUUGAAGAGGUGAAGAAUGCAAAGUAUAAUAGGUAUGCGUUUGUGUACAACGCUCUGUUCAAAGCUUAUGUGAAGGCUAAAGUGUAUGACCCUAAUCUGUUCAAGAGGAUGGUUCUAGGUGGAGCUAGGCCUGAUGCUGAGUCAUACAGUUUGUUGAAACUUGUCGAACAAUAUAAGCCCUGACACAAUCAAGUCUGCUCCAAUUUUUUUGAUUGAUUGGAUAGUUAGUGACUUGUGGGUUUAAGAAGUUGUUCGUAAAAGUAUAGUUUAAGAAGUUGUUCGUAAACUUACAAUUAAAAAUCAGACUUGAAAAAAGCAAAAGUAUUAUUAGUUAACCCAACAUUUCCCGCAAGAA